GGGCGUUGGACUCCGCAUCUUAUUAGCAACCAGGGAGAUUUCUCCAUUUUCCUCUUGUCUACAGUGCGGCUACAAAUCUGGGAUUUUUUUUAUUACAUUUUUUUUUUUAACUACACUUGGGCUCCUUUUUUGUGCUCGACUUUUCCACCCUUUUUCCCUCCCUCUUGCGCUGCUGCUUUUUGAUCUCUUCGACUAAAAUUUUUUUAUCCGGAGUGUAUUUAAUCGGUUCUGUUCUGUCCUCUUCACCACCCCACCCCCUCCCUCCGGUGUGUGUGCCGCUGCUGCCGUUGCUGCUGCCGCUGCUGCUGCUCGCCCCAUCGUUACACCAACCCAAGGCUCUUUGUUUCCCCUCUUGGAUCUGUUGAGUUUCUUUGUUGAAGAAGCCAGCAUGGGUGCCCAGUUCUCCAAGACCGCAGCGAAGGGAGAAGCCGCCGCAGAGAGGCCAGGGGAGGCAGCUGUGGCCUCGUCGCCUUCCAAAGCGAAUGGGCAGGAGAAUGGCCACGUGAAGGUAAACGGCGACGCUUCGCCCGCGGCCGCCGAGCCGGGAGCCAAGGAGGAGCUGCAGGCCAACGGCAGCGCCCCGGCCGCGGACAAGGAGGAGCCCGCGACCGCCGGGAGCGGGGCGGCGGCCCCCGCCGAGGAGCCCGCGGCCGCCUCCGCCUCGUCAGCCUGCGCAGCCCCCUCACAGGAGGCCCAGCCCGAGUCCAGUCCAGAAGCCCCCCCAGCGGAGGCGGCAGAGUAAAAGAGCGAGAGUUUUUGAGAUAAUCGAAGAACUUUUCUCCCCCGUUUGUUUGUUGGAGUGGUGCCAGGUACUGGUUUUGGAGAACUUGUCUACAACCAGGGAUUGAUUUUAAAGAUGUCUUUUUUAUUUUACUUUUUUUUAAGCAGCAAAUUUUGGGUUCUUUUUCCCCUCCCCCACAGAUCCCAUCUCAGAUCAUUCUGUUCACCACCAUUCCAACAGGUCGAGGAGAGCUUAAACACCUUCCUCUGCCUUGUUUCUCUUUUAUUUUUUUCUUUUAUUUUUUGCAUCAGUAUUAAUGUUUUUUGCAUACUUUGCAUCUUUAUUCAAAAAUGUAAACUUACUUUGUCAAUCUAUGGACAUGCCCAUAAAUGAAGGAGAUGGGUGGGUCAAAAAGGGAUUUCAAAUGAAGUGAUAGGGGCCACAAUGGGGAAAUCGAAGUGGCGCAUACCAUUGCCAAGAUAAUGUGCCACUAGAAAUGAUGGUGUAAAGGCUUAGUCUUUUUUUUUUUUUUUAAAGAAAAGUUAUUACGAUGUAUUUUGUGAGGCAGGUUUACAACACUACAAGUCUUGACUAAGGAGGAAAGAGAAAAAAAAAAAAACACCAAUACCCAGAUUUUAAAAAAAGAUCAUAGUCUUAGGAGUUCAUUUAAACCAUAGGAACUUUUCACUUAUCUCAUGUUAGCUGUACCAGUCAGUGAUUAAGUAGAACUACAAGUUGUAUAGGCUUUAUUGUUUAUUGCUGGUUUAUGACCUUAAUAAAGUGUAAUUAUGUAUUACCAGCAGGGUGUUUUUAACUGUGACUAUUGUAUAAAAACAAAUCUUGAUAUCCAGAAGCACAUGAAGUUUGCAACUUUCCACCCUGCCCAUUUUUGUAAAACUGCAGUCAUCUUGGACCUUUUAAACACAAAUUUUAAACUCAACCAAGCUGUGAUAAGUGGAAUGGUUACUGUUUAUACUGUGGUAUGUUUUUGAUUACAGCAGACAAUGCUUUCUUUUCCAGUCGUCUUUGAGAAUAAAGGAAAAAAAUCUUCAGAUGCAAUGGUUUUGUGUAGCAUCUUGUCUAUCAUGUUUUGUAAAUACUGGAGAAGCUUUGACCAAUUUGACUUAGAGAUGGAAUGUAACUUUGCUUACAAAAAUUGCUAUUAAACUCCUGCUUAAGGUGUUCUAAUUUUCUGUGAGCACACUAAAAGCGAAAAAUAAAUGUGAAUAAAAUGUACAAAUUUGUUGUGUUUCUUUAUGUUCUGAUAAUACAGAGACUUUAAGGUCUUAGAUUAAUUUUUAGGAAGAUUUGCAUGCCGUCAAGAGUAAAUUUUCUUGUGGUUUUUAAACUGAAGUUUUCAAGCUUUGAAAUUAAACUGUCAGAUUACAUACAGGAAGAUCUUAUAACAUUCCAUGUCAAAUCUGUUACCAUUUAUCCGCAUUAGUUUUCAUUUAAAAAUUGAACAUAAUUAUUUUUAUUGUAGUUAUUUUUAUUGUAGCAUGUCAGAUUAAAUCAUUUAGGAUAAAAGUGGUGUGACUCUAAGACUGUUUAAAUGUCUUAAGAGAAAAUUUCAUAAAACCAUUUUCUUGUCAUUCAGGUCCAGAAACUUAAGUUUUAUACUGAAUGAAAGUCUAUUGAAAUGAAACUGCAGAUGGGUCAUGAAAAGUGACCAAAUGUGCUUCAAGAAUUGAUGGGGUAUUACCUGCCAUUGUAAUUGCUUAGCGCUUGGCGAAUUUCAAAAUUUCUUCUUAGACUGUAUUAUACCUUAAGAAAACAGGUUUAUGUAACAAAGUAAUGGUGUUGAAUGGACGACGUCAGUUUAUGGGUGUUUAGCAUAGCUGAAAACAGUUUUUUCUGUUUUUUUUUGUUUUGUUUUGUUUUUUUGUUUUUUUUUUUUUAGUGAAAGUGUGUUAACAUCUUGUUACUCAAAGGAAAAGAUAGAUUAAUAAUCCUUAGUUUACCUCUUCUGUUAUUUACCACCGUAUAACUGGAUAUUCUUUCCUUCACUGGACCCUAAACUGAAUUGAAUUUUAAGAUAAGUGUCAAAUACCAUUACUUCAUUUCAUUACAUGCAAACUUGUUUAUGCCUGUUUUACUGUUUUUAAGCAGUGUGCAGUAUAGCGUUCGUGAUCAGUGAACCACGUUCGUAACACCUAAAUGCCAAAUCUUAAACUCAUUAGAAAAAUAACAAAUUAGCUUUUUGACAUGCCCUUUUAAUUGGAAUAAGAGAUCAAAAAUAAUGGCUCAUGACCUCUCCUUACCAAACACCUUUCCCACUAACCAAAUAACAUUUGGAAGGGUAUGUAUUUUGGGUUAGGGUUUCUUAAUCUUGGAGGAUGUUUGAAAGUUAAAAAUCAAAUCUGGUAACCAAAGGACUGAUUUAUGAGUCUUUCCCACCUUAACCAACUUUUUUGUCAAAUACCUAGUUGGCCAAGUACAGUGCCUGGUAUGUGGUAGGAUUCAGUAAAAAAAAAAAAAAAAAAAAAAAAAAAAGGCGGAUUUUAAAAAAUAACUCCCAAAGUGUGUAGUCAAAAAAUACUGUGUAGCAAACUAUUAUAUAUUGCUAGGUUUAUUCUUUUAACAGCUGGAAUUUAUUAAGAUGCAUUAUUUUGGUUUUAAUCACUGCCUAAACACUUUGGGUGGUUUGAUGGAGUGGUGGACUUUCCUCCAAGUGAUUAAAUGAAAUUUGACAUUUCUUUUCAUCCAAAGUUUUGUACAUCACGUUGUUUUCUAAUGGAAAAAUGUUAAUAUGGCUUUUUUGUAUUACUAAAAAUAGCUUUGAGAUUAAGGAACAAUAAAUAACUCUUGUACAGCUCAGUAUUGUCUAUUAAAUCUGUAUUGGCAGUAUGUAUAAUGGCAUUUGCUAUGGUUACAAAAUACUUCGUCUGGAUUAUAAUAAUCAUUUGAUCCAAUUCCUUUUGCUUGUAAAAUAAAGUUUUACCAGUUGAUAUAA
This is a messenger RNA of Galeopterus variegatus (Sunda flying lemur), 3674 nucleotides long. RefSeq names its product myristoylated alanine-rich protein kinase C substrate (gene MARCKS). Gene Ontology annotation, molecular function: calmodulin binding; actin filament binding. The transcript has 3 exons. Gene Ontology annotation, biological process: actin filament organization; central nervous system development. The coding region runs from base 389 to 742 and encodes 117 amino acids. The record is from RefSeq and is a predicted model, not a curated record. Gene Ontology annotation, cellular component: actin filament bundle; plasma membrane; cytoplasm. Lineage: Eukaryota; Metazoa; Chordata; Mammalia; Dermoptera; Cynocephalidae.